GCAUUAUUGAUAUGUAAAUAGAAGAAUGAAAGACCCGGAGCCAUGCGAGGCUCACAUUCGUGAGGUCUAGAGCAAGUUACAAAAUGGACUCGUAUGAUUUAUUUGGGGAAGAUGUUGGUGGAAAUGUCUUGGAUGGUUUGCCAGACUUGGGAGGUGACAAUUUUAACUCGGCUGCUCAUCAACAAGAUGCAUCAGGAGCAACAGCAGGUUACGUUCAGCCGUCUUACCCCCACCAAAUGCCACCAGAAAUGCACCAGGAGUCACCCUUGGCUAAGCUCACCUCCUUUGGGACAAGUGAUUAUCCUUCUUCAAAUCAUAUUGAACCCUCUGCUCAAAGCAUUUAUCACUCUAAUCACGGCCCGUUCGAUAAUUCUGGCGCAAGGUCAAUGCCUUCACCUUCUCCAACUGCGGCAGGUUACAUUAGAGGAGCGAUGAUUCCACAACAGCAUGGGAGACAUCCACAGCAGCCCCCAGGUAGCUCCUAUUCUCAGUAUGGAGUUCCUCCUAAUAAUAUCUAUGGGAUGGAACAUCCUGAUGCAAACUUGCAGUGGGCUGGGUAUGCAAGGCACUAUCCACAAACUACACAAACCACGUAUAGGCAACAACAUGUUACUUACCGACAAGAAGCUGAAAAAACUGCUUCACAGUACUCUAACCAAAACUUAAUGGGCUCGCUAAUGCAAAAUAGCUAUCAACGCCAACAACAACAACAACAACAACAGCAGCAGCAAGUUCAACAGCAACAAGCUCAACAACAGCAGCAACAGCAACAAGUUCAACAACAGCAGCAAGUUCAACAACAGCAGCAGCAGCAACAAGUGCAACAACAACAGCAGCAGCAGGUUCAACAACAGCAGCAACAAGUGCAACAACAACAACAACAACAAGCGCAACAACAGCAACAAGCACAACAAGGCAUAUAUGCAGGAUCACAAGGUAUCAUGUAUGGAAAUGCAAACCAGUCAUAUUCUGGUUAUCACCAGGGUAGACAUAUUGCUGCUUACUCUCAACAGCAGCAAAUGCCCAUGGCUGGUGUGAACAGUUCUCCUCAGCCGCAUACCACGUACAACCAUAUGCAGUCACCAAUGGCGCACCCAGGUUAUAGCCAGCAGCAACAGAUGCCCCAACAAGGAAUGCCACAACAGCCAAUGGGGAUGGAUGUCCCAGGAGCAAGUCAGUAUUCUAAUGUAAGUGCUCCUGCUCAAACAAAAUCCCAUGUCGCUCAGCAGCAGUCUAGUGGCAGUCCUCAAUCACAGUACAGAGCUUCGUACUCUCAGUUAUCUCCGCAAAUGUCUCCAAGACCACAAAUGUCACCGAGACCUCAAAUUUCGUCCCCAAGACCUGUAAUGUCUCCAGUCAAACCAAGUACGUUGUCUCCUCAUCCACAUCCUCAGCAAUCACCGAGGCCACCUGUGUCAUAUCCUCAGCAAAGUACGCUGCAGCAGUUAGAACAAAUGGUGAUGCCAUCAGUGGCAGGUCCUCCAACUGAUUACCCCUCGUAUCCUCGUGGUCCUUCCGCACAAUCCUGGCCACAUCAGUCUUCGCAACAGCACUCAGUGAACGGUAGUCUAGGAGGACUUUCUGAUCAAGGAAUGCCGGGUUAUACUUCCAUGCCUACGGAUGAUUCAAUGAUGGAUGCUCAGUCAAAAAACCUUCAGUCUUCAAGUAUACCUCCAUCUGGGAUGGUCAUGCCGGAUUCAGCAUUGUCGAAUUCUAGUUUGUCUGGAUCCAAUGGCAGUGUAGAUUUUCAAACUGGUGUGCUCGAUAAGUAUUCAUCGUCUGAGCAGUCGAUGCCGCAGCACAUUCCUUCUAAUCCAGAGCUUCAGUCAUCACAGGCUAUGGAAUCUUCUCAAAGUACAGCACACGAUACUAGUAGUAGUAAUAUGCCUCCAGUCAGUUACAGUGAGCAGCCUUAUCAAAACGGAGUGAAAGUUGACAUGGAAUCUUCUUCUCAGCCCAGUGGAUAUGCAACUGAGUCUCCAAUUUUUCAACCUCCUAUUGGUCACCAACAAGAGAUGGCAGCUCUUCAACAACAACUCCAAGAGUUGUAUUGUAUUCCACCAAAUCCUGAGAUUCAAAUGCGGAUCAAUCAUUUGCAAGAACGGAUGCGAAUGAUUCAACAACAUGAAGCAGCAGAUAGGUGCGUUGGGGGCCCUCACUGUCUAUUACAGUCAUCGCCAAUGUUUCCAUCCAAUCCCAUGGAUCCUGCAAUUAUGAUGCCUACGCCAACAGGACGUGGUCGUGGUAGGGGCAGAGGGAGUCGAGGCGGAGCUACACCUCGUCCAAGGAAGAGUAGGAGUAAGAAGGCAGCGGAAGUUGAGCCCACAAUGGUCUCAUUCUCUCCUGUAAUUGGUGAUGGAUUGAGUCCCUACCCUCCAUCAAUGCCAGGAGUGCCACAGCAUCCAGUUCCUGUUCCUGUUAUUGAGCCAAUAUCGCAGCAACUUCCCAUGUUACCUGCACCGCACAUAGGGCUCCCACCAUCACAAGCGUCUCCUCCGUCCAUUCCAGCUCACCCCCCUGAAGAAAUGUCUCAUCAACCAUACAGACGCACACCUCCUCAAUCAGAACCUCUCUCUGAUCCACCUCCACCUUUAUUAACGCAAGAAGUUCAAAGGCCUCAUGUCACUUCUCGAAAAUGUCUUGACUCUCAUUUAUCUCCUGUUAGCACACAAUCACCAGUUCCUUCCAUGCAAGCAUCUCCUUCACCUCCACCUCCGACUCUGAUGCCACCGUCCCCAGGCUAUCAAAUUAGACCGCAUGAAAAUGUUGUAUCUGUUGACAUGAAUACUGAGACAAGCAGGUCGCUCCCUGUAUCGGAGCCAGAAAUUUCCCCAGUAUCAUCUGAAGAGCCUCGACAGUUAGAGAAGGAAGCCCAGAUGAUAGCAGAGCCAGCUUUGAUUGUGACCACUGAAGUAACUUCAGAAUCGGAACAAACCGGAGGAGUAGAGUUGGAAGUUGAACCUGCUAAAUACGAGUCAGAGCUCAGUUUGCUUAAUAGAUCCGAACCAGUGGGAGACUUCGAGUUAGUGUCUGAGCAGACAGAAUCAAGGUCCAAGGUAGAUAGUAAUGGUUCAGCGGAUGAUGGGGCAACAGUGAAGGACAAACAGAAUGAGGAAACUGAAAGGAUUCACCAAGAGCCAGAUGCUACAGCUUCACUAACUGAUCAAGUAUCCGAAGAACUAGACACAGUAAUCGGAGACAAUCCUAUAGAGGGAGAUGAGGAAAAGGAUUCUGAUGCUACCUCUCCAGUGGAGCAACAACCGCCAGUCUUGUCACCAAAGCUAUGUGAGCCGCCUGGUACUAGUGUGUUCAACUUCACCGAAGAUGAGGAGCCACCACCACCCCUCCAUAUGGGACCAGAUGGAACACCUAGAAAACCAAGGCAAAGAAAGAUUAAAGAAAAUAAGCCCCCUCAAGAGGAUACAUCACCUAAGGCACCAAAGGAGCGCAAGAAUCGCUCACCAAGAACUCGCAAAGAACCUAAAACGCUAAAAGAAUCAAAGAAAAAAACCACUUCCAAAUCUGUAUCUUCAGAGGAGGCUUUAAUUGAAAAAGUGACACGCAAGAAAAGCGCAAAGAAGAAAAAGUUGGUGCUAGAAGAGGCAUUUGUGGAAGAACCUGUAGUCAAUAAUGAAGAAAUUGAAGAGAAAAUUGAAGGAACCACUCCAUUAAUUGCAGGAAAUUCUGAGGGGGCCACAUUCAUUGAAGUGCCACCAGGAGAUAUAACAGUGAGAACACCAGACUCAGAGCGUAAUCUAGAGCACUCAGCAAUUGAGGAAGUUAAAGAUGAAAAACUGGAUCUGGAAACUUCAGAAACACCAGAAACGGUUGACAAUGCAGAAGUUGCGGAUAUGGAGAUGUUGACCGAAGCAGACUCAGAAAUGACUCCAACACCAACAAAGCGUAGAUCGUACAAACGGAAGCCCGACAAAAGAGGCCGACCAAAGUCACUAGCGAGGAACCUACCAAAGAAAAAACGAUUGAAGUCUUUAAAAGGGGGAGACUCAGAUGAUGCUGAAGAUGAGGAUGCAACACCGCCAGCAUCACCUCCUGACACUGAUUCUUCCAAUAAGAGGAGAUCAGCACGCAACACGCAACGCAAAAAAUAUGUUGAUGACAUAAUGUUAGCAAUAUCUGACGAAGAUUCACGGAAGUCACCAUCCCCAAAACCAGACGUUUCCAAACAUUCCGUUCUUGAGACGUCUCAAGAGGGAGCCAUCAAGCCUAACUUUGUUUAUAUUAAUACAACUGACGAAGACUCAAUGGUAGUGCAACAUAUUCUAGCUUUGAGGAAAGGUCGGAGGGAAAUCAAAACUGAAAUCACCACUGAAAAAGAAAAGGUCAAUCCAAAAAUCGAAGAUAGCAAUGACAAAUGCAAUGUAAAGUCAACAGAUAAUGAGACUGAUGUUGAGUCAACAGAUGGAAAGAAUAACUUCAACGAAGAAAAACUGGUUAUCAAAGAAGAAGUCGAGGAAGAUGUAGGCAAAUCCAUCUCCCAACCAGAGCAAGUUGAAGAAAAUGAAAUUGUAGCACCUGAAGAAAACAAAGAAAAUGACAAUGCAAACAAAGGGACGGAAGAAGAUACUGAGGUCUCCACUGUAGGCAGCAAAGAUACCUCUGAAACUGGUGGCAAGUUCAUAGAAGUUGAAGAAUUUUUCGUCAAGUAUAGAAACUUUUCUUACCUUCAUUGUGAAUGGAAAACAGAACAAGAAUUAUUUAAAGGCGAUAAAAGAAUAAUUCAAAAGAUCAAGAGGUUCAAACAGAAGUUAGCUCACAAUACAAAUAUUUUUGAAAAUCUGGAAGAAGAACCUUUCAACCCUGAUUAUGUGGAGGUGGAUCGAGUGUUGGAUGUAGCAGAGCAUACUGAUCCCAACACCCAGAAAACCAUCAAACACUAUUUAGUCAAGUGGCGCUCUCUUCAGUACGAGGAGUCAACCUGGGAAUUGGAAGAAGAUGUCGAUCCAAUAAAAAUUCAACAGUUCGAGAAAAUUAGGAAACUCCCUCCUAAGGAUAAAUGGAAACCAAAGAAAAAGCCUAGUGCCAAUGAGUGGGUAAAAUUGGACAAAUCUCCUGUUUACAAAAAUGACAAUACACUCCGUGAAUAUCAGCUGGAGGGUUUAAAUUGGCUCCUUUUCUCUUGGUACAAUGGGCGAAAUUGUAUUCUAGCAGAUGAAAUGGGUCUUGGUAAAACGAUUCAGUCCUUAACUUUCAUCAAUGCUGUUCAUGAGUAUGGGAUUCGAGGACCAUUUCUUGUGAUAGCACCUCUAUCAACCAUUCCUAAUUGGCAAAGAGAAUUUGAAGCAUGGACUGAAUUAAAUGUCAUUGUUUAUCAUGGAUCGUCUGCAAGUAGAAACAUGCUUCAAGAGUAUGAGAUGUACUAUAAAAAUGACAAAGGAGCCAACAUCAAAGAAGUUUAUAAAUUUAAUGUAUUAAUCACAACAUUUGAGAUAAUUCUUUCGGACUACAUGGAACUCAAAGACUUCAAUUGGAGACUGUGUGUCAUAGAUGAAGCUCAUAGACUAAAGAAUAGGAAUUGUAAAUUAUUAGAAGGCCUACGGCAACUGACUCUUGAACAUAGGGUAUUACUGUCUGGGACACCACUUCAAAACAAUGUAAAUGAAUUAUUCUCGCUUCUUAACUUCUUAGAGCCAAGCCAGUUCACAAGUAGCGAAGCUUUCCUCCAAGAAUUUGGUGCUCUAAAAUCUGAUACUGAAGUUCAAAAACUACAAAUUUUACUAAAGCCAAUGAUGCUGAGAAGGCUCAAAGAAGAUGUAGAGAAGUCCAUUGCUCCUAAAGAGGAAACUGUCGUUGAGGUGGAACUAACUAAUAUUCAAAAGAAAUACUAUAGAGGUAUUCUAGAGAGGAAUUUUUCUUUCCUAUCUAAAGGUACAACAUCUGCAAACGUUCCAAAUCUGAUGAAUACGAUGAUGGAGCUCCGUAAAUGUUGUAUUCAUCCUUAUCUGCUAAAUGGUGCUGAAGAUCAAAUCCAGUUCGAUUAUCGUCUCUCUCAUGGAGAGGAUCCUGAUGCUUAUUUCAAAGCACUCAUUAACUCAUCUGGUAAAAUGGUCUUGAUCGAUAAAUUAUUACCCAAACUAAAGAGUAAUGGUCAUAGGGUUUUGAUUUUUAGUCAAAUGGUCAGGUGUCUUGACAUCCUUGAGGAUUAUCUAAUGUAUCGAAAAUACCCUUUUGAAAGACUUGAUGGUCGUAUCAGAGGCAAUCUGAGGCAAGCAGCCAUUGAUAGGUAUUGCAAACCUGAUUCAGACAGAUUUGUAUUUCUUCUAUGUACCAAAGCUGGUGGUCUUGGUAUUAACUUGACUGCUGCAGACACUGUUAUUAUAUACGAUAGUGAUUGGAAUCCGCAAAAUGACCUACAGGCCCAAGCCAGGUGCCAUCGAAUUGGUCAACAGAAAAUGGUCAAAGUGUAUAGAUUAUUGUGCCGAAAUACGUAUGAAAGAGAGAUGUUUGACAAAGCCUCACUAAAAUUAGGGUUGGACAAAGCUAUCCUACAGAGUAUGAAUACGUCUCAGGGUAAAGAUAUUAGUGGCAACAAACAAUUAACAAAGAAAGAAAUAGAAGAUUUGCUUAAGAAAGGAGCAUAUGGUGCUAUUAUGGAGGAAGACAGUGCUGCUGAUAAAUUCUGCGAAGAAGAUAUUGAUCAGAUCUUGGAACGGCGAACGCAAGUCAUCACAUUAGAAAAUGAGAAAGGUUCAACUUUCUCUAAAGCAAGUUUUGCCUCCAGUGGGAUUCGUCAAGACAUUGACAUUGAUGACCCUGACUUCUGGAAAAAAUGGGCCAAAAAAGCAGAAAUUGAUACAACUGAGAACGACGAAGACAAGAAUCUGGUGAUCAGUGAACCAAGACGGCGCACACAGAUCAAACGAUAUGGGCACGAUGAGAAUGUUGUUGACAUGUCUGACCUCGAAUCAUCAUCUGGACCCGGUGAGUCUGAUGAAGACACUGCAAUUGGUGUCGGGCGAGGCAGAGGUAAUCGAAAGUGUAAACUGAAGCACAAAAAACAUAAGAGUUUGAAAUUAUCCCCAGAAGACUUAAUGCCCAAGGAAGGUCAAAUCGCCUAUGGUAGUUGGGCCCGCAGUGAGUGCUUCAAAGUAGAGAGAGGCUUGCUCACUUUUGGCUGGGGUCGUUGGCAAGAUAUUCUGAAAAACAAUCAAUUCCGCGAUGGCUGGACAGAUCAAGUUGUCGAAGACUGUGCUCGUGUCAUUAUCUUAUUCUGUUUACGGUUCUACCGAGGGGAUGACAAAAUUAGGACGUUUAUCUGGGAACUCAUCACUCCUCCUGAAGUUGCCAGCGAUGGUCAUAGUUCUCCAAGUAGCAGUUCUAGUGCACCUCCACCCUUAGGAAAUGUGCCUAGAGGGAAACGAAUCAAGACAAAGAGGAAAGAAGGUAAAGAGGGCACCAUUGAAAUGGAUCAUUGGAGCAGACAUGACAAAUAUGAUGGUGAUUUUUUUCUUGAAAGCAGUUACAGGAAGCAUCUCAGCAGGCAUGCUAACAAAGUACUGCUUCGUGUCAGAAUGUUGUACUACAUUAAGCAUGAGAUCAUUGGUGACCUUGUACAGCAUAUAUCCGACGGAACCCCCGCCAGUGCCUUGCCGAUUUAUCCACCUCAUUGUGACCAAGCACCUGCUCCCUGGUGGGACAGGGACGCUGAUCGAUCCCUUGUAGUUGGCACGUACAAGCACGGCUAUGAAUCUUACUCUCAGAUGAGGAGAGAUCCUGCUUUAAGUUUCCUAGCACGAUGUGGUCCUGCAAGCUCCACUGAGGAGAAAGCAUCCGAGAUGAAAUUUAGUGAUAUUGAAGAUGAGAGUGUUGGUGGCUCCUCUCAGCCUCCAACUCCAACUCCUACUGUCCAGAGCACUGAUGAACAGACGCUAAUAGAAGAAGAUCCAUCAAAACCUCAGUGGCCGUCAAUGGGGGAUCUUAACUCUCGUCUCAGGCGGGUCAUCUCAUCGUAUCAGAGAUCAUUUAAAAAAGAGGAACUGAAACUAGCACAGCGAGCCAAGCUAAGCACCGUAGACCCUGUUGCUUCAUCAUCGACCAAUGCGACGGCAGCAGCCAACAUAAGCAACUCGGCAGUUGCCCAGGCGGGUGUCGGGCUAGACCUGGCCAGCCUCUUCAACCAAUCUGGCUGGGAUUGGCAGCAAAUUGCCAUGUAUUUCUGGAAGGUGGAGAGGCGAGAGAAGUUUGAACAAAUUGUCCGAGAAAGAGAAAGACAGAGGCUUGAAAUUAACCAGAAGAAAUGGUCGCGAAGGGAAGAAAUUGAUUUUUACCGUACCAUUUCAUCUUUCGGCGUCGAAUUUGAUAGGACAAAGAACCAAAUCGAUUGGACCAAAUUUCGAGCUUUAUCUCGCUUAGACAAGAAAUUUGAUGAAACCAUCACAGACUAUUUCAGAGCUUUUUGUGCAAUGUGUAAGCGAGUAUGUGGUAUUAAACCAUCAGAAGAAGAAGAAAGCUCUGAUAUGCCUGUUGAACCUUUGCCGGAAGAUAAAGCAAGACGAGCACUUGAAAGACUGAAAUUAUUGAGUAAAAUUAGAGAAGUCAUCUUGCCUCAUCCAUUACUAGAUGAGCGACUAAAAUUAUGCCAGCCAUCAGCUGACAUUCCGGAUUGGUGGGUCCCUGGAAAACAUGAUAAAGACUUGCUGAUUGGAGUUGCAAAACAUGGUUUGGGCCGAUCUGACUACACUAUUUUAAAUGAUCCUGAACUAUCUUUCCAUGAGAUUGUCAAGAAGAACCUAUUAGCAGCUGUAUCUAACACAUUGAAAACGGAGGUCAAAACAGAGAAACCGGAGGAGAAUAUCCGUUUUGACCGUAAUCAAAUUCUAUUCAAAUUAGAAAAAGGGGAAGGAACUCUGCAAGUUGAAAAAAUAUCUAAUAGCAAGAAAAAAGAGAAUCCAGAUGGUGGCUCCGCUGAAGUAUCAGUCCCUGUCAAAGAAGAAUUGUAUCUGAAGAAAGAAUCUGAGCUCAUAGUUGAGAAAGCAAGCGAAGACAAUCCUGACAAGAUGGAGGUGGAUGAAAAUCAUGGCACAAAUGAAGAAAAAGAAGAGACUUCAACUGAAAACCUGGAAAUUCCUCUAAAAGGAGAAGAGAAGCAGGUACAAGAUGAACCAUUGAGAGCAGAGCAACCAGACGAAAAAUUAAAAGAAGAAAUGGAAGGCGAGAGGUGUAAAGAGGAGGAAGAAGGAAAAGCAGAUGUCAUUAAUCCUGCAAAUAGUGAUGUCAGAAACGAAACUGAAAGUAAUGAAAAAGAAAGUGGAAAGACUUAUAGUAAGGAAGUUGAAAGCAACAAUUCAAACGAUGAUGCAAUCAAUAAAAUUGACACAGAGUUAGAAAUCGAAGUUCUUGAAGAACAAACUAGUCAUACAGAUAAAACCUGUGAGGAUAAUCUGGACAACGCUCAAUCAGGUAAAAAAACAGAUGAAGAGGUUGGCAAUCCAGCUGAAAAUCUAGAGAAUGAUGAAAAUGGAAAGGGAAAUUUGCGCGAGGACGAACGUUUAAAAGCAAAUCCAAAGGAUGAUGAAAUUCUAAAUGAUAAAGCAAGGGAGUCUCAGCCUGAAAAUCUGGAAAUGAAGACAGUAUUAUCAUCAAAGGGAGAUAAAUUGACUGAAAAUGGUGACAAAGCUGGUGCCCAUGCUGAAACUAUCAUCAAGGGAGAUACUCAGCCUGCCAAAGUUGGUGUCCAACCAUCUUUUGCCGAUUCGUUUAACCUUAAAGUUGGCAAAACUGAUAGUGUAGAUAAAUUAAAAGCAAUGUUUCCUGAAUUGGAAGUAAUGAAUCGAUUGCCGGAAAUUGAUGCUAUUGUUGUGAAUGAAAACAAACCAAAUCUUAAUGCUACUAGUCCUUUCAACAAAGGCAAUCCUAGUUUGAUUGAUUCAUCCAUAGCGAAUAUUUUUACACAGAGUUAUCAGAAUCCCAUCAAAUGGCCAAAGGAUCAUGCACUUCAAGUGAGACUUCAACACAUUGCACACUGUGUAGAACAUGGGGAAUGGCCAGUCGGUAGAAACUUCUCUGCCUACUCAGUGCCAGAAGAAGUUAAUCCGGAAAUCAUACCAAAGAGAGAGCCCUCAACUCCACGCUCCGUGUCUGAGAGCUCUGAAGUUAUCACAAUUACAACUGAUCAUGGGCUCAAUAAAUUCACAGCUCAUCAACCAAUGAAAAGGAAAAGACAUAUUGCUAUCGAUGUGGAAACGGAGAGAGCUAAACUUCAUGCGCUUCUCAAUAGUAACCUGCAAGCAUCACAUUUAUUGAAGCACUCCUCACCGAACGUUUUUGAAACAGAGGAAACAUCAGAACCUGAUUCUCGGCGCUCAACUCCAAUUACCACAUCAUUGCAGCCACCGCCUGCUCAUCAACAUUCAUCACCAGCUCCACGUGUGCUAUCUAUGCCUUUUGAUUUAAAGUAUCACACUGUAACGCAGACUCCUUCGCUCAAACCAGCAGUUGCCUCACCAGCACCUAUGGAUCUCUCAUCUAGUUUGCCAAAAAUGAAAACUCCUGACCUAUCAGCUGGUAUUGAUCUGAGUGUGGGACUAAAAGAUUCCCCAAUGGACGAUAUUCAGGACUUUUCAAUGCCGAGUAAGAAGCACCUCUCACAACUUCAAUCAGCACAUCAACAUUCACUGGCCCAACAGGCAGGCGCGCAUCACUCUUUGACAAAUCAGUCUCAGCCUUUAUCCGCACACCAGCAGCCAGCGCAUCAGCAGCCAGCUCAUCAGCACCAAGUGCACCACCCAACACAUCAUCAGCAGCCUGCGCACCAACAAAUGCCCCAACACAUGCCACCAACUAAAAGCAAGCUUGAUGACAUGCUGAGUAAACUCAAGCAGAGGAAGAAUUGCCCGGUUGAAGAACCAAUCAUGGGUAAAGAGAAAAAGAGGAAGAAAUUGGAUGAAAUUGUUCUAGGGCUCUCAGCUUCUAAGCAACAGGAAACUUCAAGCAUUGAGACUCCAAACAGCAUAUUUCCGUCGACAGAUAGCAGGAAGCCUCCACAGAUCUCUCCAAGUGUUACUGUGACCCCGACUUCCACAAAGCCUCUCUCAGGAUUGGGCUCUCGUUCGACGUCCAAGUCUAAUCUGGAAUCUCUUUCAUCGUUUAUUACACAUGCGGAACAUCAAAAUCUGAUCAUGAAGCAUCAGCAGCAAAUGCAGCAGCUUCUUCAGCAACAACAGCAGCAGCAAGCAACAAAACUAUCACAAUCCUCCUCCUCUGUAGCUCAAGUCCAGAGAAAAACAUAUGAGGCCAUGAUUGCCGAGAUUAACAAAGACUAUGCAGCUAAGCAUACACAGUUAUCACAUGAAUCCAAGGUCAACAAGUGGUUAGCUGAGCAGCAGUCAGGCAUGAUUCCCUCAGAUCAAGCUGAUUUCAUGUCUGUUCCGAGACGGAGGCGACCUCGAGUUGAUCCAACUUUAUUAGAUUGGAAAAAUUUGACUGGUGAAGAAAAUGUGUCUGUCAUCAACAGGCUUACAGGGAAGAAGUUAACGGGCUCCAAGGCUCCACAAUUGAAGAGACUGGCUCAGUGGCUUGCUGAUAACCCGACUUUUGAUAUUGACCCCAAAUGGGCGGAACUUGUCAAAGAAAGAGGUAAUCUGCCGCACGAUUUGAAAAGCAGGUUAGUACAAGCUGAAAGGAAAAGCAACACUGGAACAGGUGGUCUUCUAGCUAACCCUCAAAAUGCCCAAACAUCUGUCAAUCAAUCAUCUAGUCUGCCCACUUCUCUGGCAUCUUCAUUGCAGUAUCCAUCGCUGGCCUCAGCAGGCCUAGGUGCCUUGAAUCCUGCCCUCAUUUCUGGACUUACAGGUCUCAGCGGCUUUGAUCCUAAAUCACCAAAUCCAUUCUACCCCUUUUUACCUAAUUUAGGUGCACUGGCAGGAAUGAGCGGUCUGAGUAACAUCAACCUCACUAAUUCCUUAUUUGCCAAUUUAGCUGGUUUAGGUAUUCCGAAUUUGGCAGGGAUUGACUCCUCUGCCAUAAAUGAAACAGCCACCAAAUCAAGUAGCACUUCGAAUAAAGUAAAUAGCAAAAGUCGCAAGCCCGACUCUUCCAGUGUUAGUAAAACACCAACGUCUUCAGCCUCCAAUCUACCCAGUAGUUUGCCAUACUUCUUUCCAAACCCAAGUUUGUUGUAUCCUUCGCUCGGUUUGGGUGGUUUGAGUCCCUUUUCACUCCAGCCAGGGGCUGGCUACGAAAGCUUGGCCAUGUUAAAUGGGGGCUUAGGAGUUUCCAGUGCAUCUCAAUCAAUGCCAACUUCAUCAAGGCAUAAGAAUUCGUCAAGUGGAAGUCGAGCAUCUACAGCAACAGCCUCUGCUUCAACGACUACAUCAUCUGGUGCUGCUGGUCCCAAUCAAAAAUCCAGUCGAUCUGCUCAGCAGUAUCAGUUCCCUCAAGAAUCUCACCUAUUAGAAAGUUUGACAAGAGCUGGCCGCCUCCCUGACCUCACUAAGAAGCCGACUAGUAAGGAUGUAGAAAAUUUGAAGAACCUAAUGAUGUCCUCACUCCCAUCUUUAGCUGCGUUUGAUCCAAAAAAAACAAGAAACGAUCAAGAAAUGAAAGAAGCGUUUGAUAGUCUUAGCAAAUCUGAGCUUUUUGCAAGGAUCCCACAGAGUCUCGAUGAUCGUAAGUUGUCCAUAUCAACUGCAGAUCUGGUAGAGAAGCAUUCGUCAAAGAGGCACAGGGAGCCUAGUCCGCAAGUAAGUGACAAAAGCAGUUCCAAAAAAAUAAAGGACUCCCCCAUAUCAAUUCCAGUUCCACCCUCUAAAAAGUUCAUGAUGGAAAGUCAAAACCUUCAAAUGGACUUGCCUUCCAAAGACAGGUCCCCAAGCUACAGCAGUAGCAGUGCUAAUGAGCAACCUUCCUUGACAAUUACAUCAACUGAAGAGCAAUCAAGAAAAUCUAUGAAAGAGAGCAAACUAGGAGCGCUGAUCAGUCAAGUGGCAGUAGUACCGGCAGUAGAGAUAACUGUUGCCUCCACAUUCCCUUCAAAACGAGGAACCCCGUCACCGGUCCCCAUUUCGGUUCCUGCUUCGUCUUUAUCGCCAAAGCAUCCUUCAUCUCCACUGCAAAUUCCUUUAGUUUCUGCAGUCUCUAUCUCCGAACCCUCUGCUCAAUCACCCGCUCCCUCCCCUCCUCCCGUCUUAGUGCCUAACGAGCCACCGAAAGCCGCAACUCCUGCCUCAGAGCCAGUUGUGUUAUCAACCUCUAUCCUCGAAGGAACAUCGGAGAGUUUGCCCAUUGUAGAAGUUGAACAAGCUUCAGAAUUAGAAUCAAAAGUCGAAAUUAUGAUCAACAAACCACAAGACAACAGCAAUGAGGACCAACUCUCAGCGCCAAACAAGGCAGACACCUCCACUGAGACACUAAAUAAAGAAGAGGCAGUACCUGAGGAAGAAACAAUGCCAGCUAAGAAACGUAGACCUAGAUCAAAAAAGCCAGUUCCCAUCCUUAAUGAUCCUGAAUUAGCCGUAGAAAGGAAAAAUUUGAGAUCAUCAGCCAGUAGAUCAGCAGCAGCUGCAGCUGCUCGAGCGGCAAGAGCAGCAGCAUUACAGCAGCAAGCAGAACAGGAAAAUGCAUCAGCUCAAGAAGAUGAGGUGUAAAAUGCCAAGUAGAUAAUACUCAGUGAUCAUUUUUGAACUUUGUGUCGGUUUCUUGUACAUACCUUAUUCGUUGGUUGAUUUUGUCAGGCCUAACUGUCUCCAUGCCCUCUAACUUUAUCUUACCUCUAAGUUUUAGCUCCCUGAGUUUUGAUCAAAUUGUCACUUGAUCCUUCCACCCUCAGUUUAACAAAAUAGUAACUUGCACACUAAUCUGUUUUCAAUUCAAUGAUGGUGAUCAUGAACAAUUCGUGUGUUCAUCAUGAUGAUGACAAUUCAUGAUGUGUUCAUUAUCAUUUUGUCAGAGCGGAAUCAAAACAUUUUAUUUUGGAAUACCUCAAAUUCUUAAAAGCUGUCUCAUAGCUUAUCUCUAUAAUUAUAUUGGGUGGACAGCCAUCACUGAAGCUGUGGAGCAAUGAAAGCAAGUUCUUCAACUCAAUUUAAGCAGAUGACUUACUCCUUCUAUCAUUGUUAUUAAGACAACCUUCUUUUGUUCAGAUGAGUGCGUUUACUUACCUUACAUUUUACGCUUUUCAGUCAAGUAUCAUGUUUUAAAAAAAAAAAUUGCCUCCAUUCACAAAAUGUGGUAGGUUUCCAUUUGUACAAUGUCAGCAUGUAUCAUGAAUUCCUCCAGAGCCUAAAAAGGUUCAUUAAGAAAACAUGAAUGAAUUGAAUUCAGUUUGAUUAAAGGGAGUAACCAAAAUGGCCCGUUUUGCAUGUACCCCUUCUACAACUUUUUCUCUUUUAUCAAAUAAUGCUACACAUUUAAUUUUUUUUAAUAGAAGCAGUGGAUACCUCUGUUAUAUUUUUUUCAAGUCGACACUUUUAUUUCUACAGAAUGAACUAUAUGUCCCAGGUAUUCUUCAGGAUUAACACUUCUUAUUUUUAAAUAUUAUUCCGGCACAUGAAACUUUCCAACACCACCCAAAGAGAGAAGAAGAAUAAGUAAUUGACACUUGAACUGUCACUGAAUUAAGCUCUAGUUGCAGACUAAUCGUCCUAAUCGAUAAUAAAUUUUCUUUAGUUUUCAUUCAUAGGAAUUCUUUGGGUCAGCCAGCUCACUGGCUAGAUUCUGGGAGACUUCUUGAACUAUCAUGAGCGUCUGUAGAUGAGCUACACCGCAAAUAAUGAGGAAACCCAUAAAGAAAUGAAAAAGGCAUAUUUUCGUGCAAUUUUAGAAUGGAGAAAAAAGUAUAAACUCAAGAUCAAACAUUUACAAAAAAAUUAUUUAUUUAUUUAUUCCCCUAGCUGUCAUAGUCUACAUAACUUAAUGCAUCGCUUGAUGCCUCCAAGUCUGCAAUGAAUCGUUUUCAUCGUCGGUUUCGUAUUGGUUGAGUCACUGGCAAAAGAGGGGGUUUCAUUGGGCUCCGCCUCGGUUUUUUCUGCAACAUCCUUAGAUAUUGUGUGGAACUCAUCCUUGGUCUCCGCUUGCUCUGUGAUUUAAAUUCUUCUCCCGCAAAUUUGUUCGGCGUUGAAAAAUUUGUGAGUUUUCCUGACGGAGAGAUCCUCUUCAUUUUUAUGCAGAUUCCAACCAAGGUUGUCAUUUUCCCCCAUUCUUUAGUCCGUUUUCAUUCAAUGCUUAAUAAGUCUGUAGGGUGAUGGUUUGACUCCAAUCCCACAGUCAGGUGGAUUGCUCUCAAGUUUCACUGGCCAUGUACGAAUAUUAUUCAUCGAUCAUAACUUCACUUCUUAAAAAUACAAGGAAGCUAUCUUGGUUUAAAUAAUACAUUCACGAAACAUGAUAAAAAAGGAUGAGGACUAAUGAGAAAGUGAACAAUGAAGUCUAAUUCCCGAACGACUCAACGGGUACCUACAUGAGUAUAAGCAUAAGUCCUACAGGAGUUGGUGGUAAAUAGUUAUUGUUUGCAAUGCUACACUGCGCAUGCCGCAGCAGAAAUGCACUGAUUUUCCUUAUUGGUUCGCUUAGCCACAGUGGUCUUGAAUGGGAAUUGCGAAGAUGAGAUAGAUAAAUCUGUUUAAAGUGCAUAACUGAGUUCUGAAAAUGUGUUUAGAUGGCAAGACAGAAAACAAGGAAAGAAAAGGAAUAAUCAUGUGCACUUGAAUGACUGGGACGUAUGCAAACUCUUCGAGUUUGCAGAUGAGCCAGACUCUUAUUUUGAGUUUGCAAAAUCGGGAAGUUGAGUGCAGCUCAUAUGUGGGGGCCUUCAGUAUGUGACUUUGAUUUGUGAUUAUUUUAAAAUUCUUGUCAUUAAAGUUGUUCACUUUCAGUUGUUAAGUAUUUGGAUUGUCUUUUAAAAUAUCAUGUAUAGUAUUAUACUACGUCCAUCUGAACAAAGGAAAGUUUCCAUGAUUUUAUACGUAUUUAUUCAUCAGUCAAAAUAAGAUUUUACUAAAAAAUUUUUUACAAUAAAAUGUAAAAGCCGAAUGCAUUAUGACUGCAUUUGUAUUUUGUUUUAUUAUGCAACUUACAUUUACUCUUGAAUUUUAGUAUCUUUUCCCGUUUUUCCCAUUCUUCGCGUGCCACUUCUCGAAAGGAUGGGCGUUUUAAUCCUCUUUUUUAUAGCCUCAAGCGUAUUGAAGUAUAAAAGAAAAUCAAAGCUACAUUUGGCCCACAAAUUAAAAAUAAAUGAAGAAAAAUUAAUAACUAGGUAUCAUAAAAGAUAUAAAUCAUAAUUGAAUGCAAGCGAUACUGUUGAAGGCAUUCUUCAAAACCUUUAUUUUUUUAUUAUGUAAACAACAAGUACUUGAUUUUAUCUCUUUGUAUAAUUGUACAUUCAAAGCUAAAAAUAGAACAGGUUUUACAUUUUCUGAUAGUAUUGAUUACUAGGCUGAAGACUUUAUGGACUCAUUUUUAUAUUUAUUUUCAAAUUAAAGUAUUAUGUUUUUCUUUCAUAAUUUAUUGUUAACUGUGAUAGCAUUUUCUUUUUUCUUUUUUUUUUUCUCUCUCUUUAUUUUUCUUGAUCCUGUCUUUAUUUAUUGCUCGAAAA
This is a messenger RNA of Bemisia tabaci, 16546 nucleotides long. NCBI's taxonomy places the organism in Eukaryota, Metazoa, Arthropoda, Insecta, Hemiptera, Aleyrodidae. The record is from RefSeq and is a predicted model, not a curated record.